GCAAAUCUGCCUGGGACUGAGAGCUAGAGACAUCACUAGCGGGUAGCCAGCAUGUCAGCUGUGGUCUUGGAGAGCAGAGGCUUGGGCAGGAAACUCUCCGACUUCGGACAGGAAACAAGCUAUAUUGAAGACAACUCCAGUCAAAAUGGUGCCAUAUCAUUAAUCUUCUCACUCAAAGAAGAAGUUGGUGCACUGGCCAAAGUCCUGCGCUUAUUUGAGGAGAAUGAUAUAAAUCUGACCCACAUUGAAUCCAGACCUUCACGUUUAAAAAAAGAUGAGUAUGAAUUUUUCACUUUUCUGGAUGAGCGUAGCAUGCCUGCUCUGACAAACAUCAUCAAGAUUCUGCGGCAUGACAUUGGCGCCACUGUUCACGAGCUUUCUCGAGAUAAGAAGAAAGACACAGUGCCCUGGUUCCCAAGAACCAUUCAAGAGCUCGACAGAUUUGCCAAUCAGAUUCUCAGCUAUGGAGCGGAGCUGGAUGCAGACCACCCGGGUUUCAAAGAUCCUGCGUACAGAGCAAGAAGGAAGCAAUUUGCUGACAUUGCCUACAACUACCGACAUGGGCAGCCCAUCCCUCGAGUGGAAUACACAGAGGAAGAAAAGAAAACAUGGGGAACGGUGUUCAGGACCCUGAAGUCCUUAUACAAAACCCACGCUUGCUAUGAACACAAUCACAUCUUCCCACUUCUGGAAAAGUACUGUGGCUUCCGUGAAGAUAACAUUCCCCAGCUGGAAGAGGUUUCUCAAUUUCUACAGUCUUGCACUGGUUUCCGCCUCCGACCUGUGGCUGGCCUACUUUCCUCUCGGGAUUUUUUGGGUGGCCUGGCUUUCCGAGUCUUCCACUGCACACAGUACAUCAGACAUGCAUCCAAGCCCAUGUACACACCUGAACCUGACAUCUGCCAUGAGCUGUUGGGACAUGUGCCCUUGUUUUCAGACCGCAGCUUUGCCCAGUUUUCCCAGGAAAUUGGCCUUGCCUCUCUGGGUGCACCUGAUGAAUAUGUUGAGAAACUUGCUACGAUUUACUGGUUUACUGUGGAGUUUGGGCUCUGCAAGCAAGGAGACUCCAUAAAGGCAUAUGGUGCUGGGCUCCUGUCAUCUUUUGGUGAAUUACAGUACUGCUUAUCAGACAAGCCAAAGCUCCUCCCCCUGGAGCUGGAGAAGACAGCUGUCCAAGAGUACACCAUCACAGAGUUCCAGCCCCUGUAUUAUGUGGCUGAAAGCUUUAAUGAUGCCAAGGAGAAAGUGAGGUGA
Molecule: messenger RNA, 1254 nt
Organism: Orycteropus afer afer
Lineage: Eukaryota; Metazoa; Chordata; Mammalia; Tubulidentata; Orycteropodidae
Gene: PAH
Product: phenylalanine hydroxylase
Biological process (GO): L-tyrosine biosynthetic process; L-phenylalanine catabolic process
Molecular function (GO): iron ion binding; phenylalanine 4-monooxygenase activity
Source: RefSeq, a predicted model, not a curated record